This is a messenger RNA of Vicia villosa (hairy vetch), 875 nucleotides long. RefSeq lists its product as uncharacterized. The record is from RefSeq and is a predicted model, not a curated record. The coding region runs from base 71 to 748 and encodes 225 amino acids. The transcript is spliced from 6 exons. NCBI's taxonomy places the organism in Eukaryota, Viridiplantae, Streptophyta, Magnoliopsida, Fabales, Fabaceae.
CCUAUAGAGUUCAUAGUAGUAGAAUAGAAGAGGAGAACGGGAAAGGGAGAAAUAAUUGAAAACAAGAAAAAUGUCUUUGGUAUUAAAAAACAAAUAUUGGAUUCUGAGGCAUGGCAAGAGCAUUCCCAACGAACGAGGCAUCGUUGUCUCCUCCAUGGAAAAUGGCACGCGUCCUGAAUUUCAAUUAGCCCCCGACGGAGUUAAUCAAGCACAAGUCGCUGGAAAUUCAUUUCAAAAGGAACUAGAGGCUAAUAAUAUACCUCUUACUAAUGUGCGCAUUUGUUACUCUCCUUUUUCAAGAACAAGUCACACUGCAAAAGUUGUUGCAACUCAAUUGAACAUUCCUUUUGAUGCCUCUCAGUGUAAGGUGAUCGAUGAUCUUCGAGAGCGCUAUUUCGGUCCUUCCUUUGAGCUUUUGUCUCAUGAUAAAUAUGCAGAGAUUUGGGAAUUAGAUGCGAAAGAUCCUUUUGCUGGGCCAGAAGGAGGAGAAAGUGUUAAGGAUGUUGCCGGAAGACUUGCAAGAACAAUAGCCGUUAUUGAAUCAGAAUUUGAAGGAUGUGCAAUUUUGGUUGUCAGCCACGGGGAUCCUCUGCAAAUCUUGCAAACAGUUCUGCACGCAGCUAAUAAACAUAAGGAACCGACUCCUGAUGACUUAGCUUCAAUAUUAGCGGCAGUUCAGGUGGCACCAAUCUUGUCCCAGCACCGCCAAUACGCACUGAAUACCGGAGAGCUCAGGAGAGUUGUUUGAAAUUUGAGGUCUAUAGCAUAAAUACAAUUAACUGUUUUGGUUGGAUUUAGAUCCCCUAUGCCAUUAUUUAAUUUAUGAUCAUAUCCAAAACUUUUUGAAGGAUUAUCCAAUAAUGUUUGUUUCUGAA